AUAACUUCCUCUCUCCAAGACCUCAGUUUUUGCACAACCCCGUCCUUGAAAUAAGAGCCCUUCAAGCAACCUGGAAAACGUCUGGUCAGCAAAAAACUCCUGUUUUUUUCCAAAGGAUCUGUCUCAGGAAUUUAAAACACAUUUAAGACACACUCACACCACAUCAGGAGGGGGGAAAAAGUCCCUUCCCCUCCCCUUCUUGCAGAAAGAAUGGAAGAAAGUUCCAGUUCUCCUGUUUCCCCUGUGGAUAGCUUGGGGACUAGUGAAGAGGAGCUGGAAAGGCAGCCAAAGAGAUUUGGCAGGAAGAGGAGAUACAGUAAGAAAUCCAGCGAAGAUGGCAGCCCCAACCCAGGCAAGAGGGGGAAAAAGUCCAGUCCCAGCUCCCAAUCUUAUGAAGAACUCCAAAGCCAGAGGAUCUUGGCCAAUGUCAGAGAGAGGCAGAGAACUCAGUCCCUCAAUGAAGCCUUCGCAGCCCUGAGGAAAAUCAUCCCCACGUUGCCCUCUGACAAACUCAGUAAAAUCCAGACUCUCAAACUCGCAGCCAGGUACAUAGACUUCCUCUACCAGGUCCUACAGAGCGACGAGAUGGACAAUAAGAUGACAAGCUGCAGCUAUGUGGCCCAUGAGCGGCUUAGUUAUGCCUUUUCAGUGUGGAGGAUGGAAGGCGCUUGGUCCAUGUCUGCCUCCCACUAGCCAGCACCUGGGCAAAAGCAAAUACAACUGCUGAAGGGACUGCCCAGUGUCUGAGACUGAAGUGGAAUUGGGACAUAUCCAAGUUUGUAGCCUCUGAAACCUUAAUAACCUCAAGUAAACUGGUC
Molecule: messenger RNA, 818 nt
Organism: Dermochelys coriacea (leatherback sea turtle)
Lineage: Eukaryota; Metazoa; Chordata; Testudines; Dermochelyidae
Gene: TWIST2
Product: twist family bHLH transcription factor 2
Exons: 2
Coding region: 211-693 (160 amino acids)
Biological process (GO): regulation of transcription by RNA polymerase II; developmental process
Molecular function (GO): RNA polymerase II transcription regulatory region sequence-specific DNA binding; protein dimerization activity; DNA-binding transcription factor activity, RNA polymerase II-specific
Source: RefSeq, a predicted model, not a curated record